This is a messenger RNA of Ahaetulla prasina, 2608 nucleotides long. RefSeq names its product poly(A) binding protein cytoplasmic 1 like (gene PABPC1L). The transcript has 15 exons. The record is from RefSeq and is a predicted model, not a curated record. Bases 17 to 1924 code for a protein of 635 amino acids. Gene Ontology annotation, cellular component: cytosol; ribonucleoprotein complex; nucleus. Gene Ontology annotation, molecular function: mRNA 3'-UTR binding; poly(A) binding; poly(U) RNA binding. Lineage: Eukaryota; Metazoa; Chordata; Lepidosauria; Squamata; Colubridae.
CACUAGAUGAUUGGCCAUGAAUGCUAGUGGCCCAGGAUAUCCUCUAGCCUCUCUCUAUGUGGGUGACCUGCAUCCAGAUGUUACCGAAGCCAUGUUGUACGAGAAGUUCUCACCUGCUGGAUCCAUCAUGUCCAUCAGAGUUUGUCGAGAUGUUGCCACACGGCGAUCUCUAGGUUAUGCUUACCUAAAUUUUCAACAGCCUGCUGAUGCUGAACGGGCUUUGGACACCAUGAAUUUUGAAGUUAUAAAAGGUCGGCCCAUUCGUAUCAUGUGGUCCCAGCGAGAUCCCGGACUCAGAAAAUCAGGUGUCGGGAAUAUUUUCAUCAAGAAUCUGGAUGAUUCCAUUGAUAAUAAAGCCUUAUAUGAUACAUUCUCAGCUUUUGGAAAUAUUCUUUCUUGCAAAGUUGUUUGUGAUGAGAAUGGAUCUAGGGGUUAUGGCUUCGUCCAUUUUGAGACCCACGAGGCAGCACAUAGAGCAAUUAAUACAAUGAAUGGAAUGCUGCUAAAUGAUCGCAAGGUAUUUGUUGGCCACUUUAAGUCCCGCCGAGAGCGAGAAGCAGAAUAUGGAGCCAAAGCAAUGGAAUUCACUAAUGUCUACAUCAAAAACUUUGGAGAGGACAUGACUGACGAGAGGUUGCAAGAAAUAUUCUCAAAAUUUGGAAAAACUUUGAGUGUCAAGGUCAUGAUAGAUAGUUCUGGCCGCUCAAAAGGAUUUGGUUUUGUCAAUUUUGAGAAGCAUCAAGAUGCUCAGAAGGCCGUUGAGCAGAUGGAUGGAAGUGAGAUCAAUGACCGAACAGUAUUUGUUGGCAGAGCCCAAAAAAGGAUGGAGCGACAAAAUGAGCUGAAGCGUAAAUUUGAACAAAUGAAGCAGGAAAGAAUGAACCGAUAUCAGGGAGUAAACUUGUAUGUAAAGAACUUGGACGAUGGCAUUGAUGAUGAGCAUUUGAGAAAAGAAUUCUCACCCUAUGGAACCAUCACAAGUGCCAAGGUAAUGAUGGAUGGCGGACACAGCAAAGGUUUUGGGUUUGUAUGUUUUUCUUCCCCAGAAGAAGCGACCAAGGCUGUGACUGAAAUGAAUGGACGCAUCGUCAGCACUAAGCCUUUGUAUGUGGCCCUUGCCCAACGGAAAGAGGAGAGAAAAGCCAUUCUCACCAACCAAUACAUGCAGAGGCUGGCCACCAUGAGGGCCUUUCCUGGUCCACUCCUGUGUUCUUUCCACCCUUCUACAGGCUACUUCCUGCCCUCAAUUCCACAGCCACAAACUAGAGCUACUUUCUACAGUCCAAGCCCAGUUGCCCCGGUCCGCCCAGCCCCUCGCUGGAACACUCAGUCCUCCAGACAUCCUUCAUCCUAUCAUCCAGCUACUCCAAUGGUGAGGCCUAAUGGACCCCCUCGCCGCCUCCUCUCCAACAUCAGCACUAUGAGACAAGCCUCCACUCAAGUUCCCAGAGUACCAUCCACUGGCCAGAGAGUGGUCAACAUUGGAACGCAGACCAUUAGUGCAAGAGCCUCCUCUUCUCCAACUUUCUCACGUGGUAUCUCGCAGUACAAGUAUUCUUCAGCUGUGAGGAAUGUCCAGCCUUUGGACGCAGUAACAUCUCUGCCAAUGCAACAGGCUGUAGAACCAAUCAUUCAUAUCCAUGGACAGGAGCCUUUGACCACAUCCGUGUUGGCUGCAGCCCCUCCUCAAGAACAGAAACAAAUACUUGGUGAACGUCUCUAUCCUCUAAUUCAUGCAAGGCACCCCACCCUUGCUGGGAAGAUUACAGGCAUGCUGUUGGAGAUAGAUAAUUCUGAUCUGCUACUUAUGCUGGAGUCACCAGAAUCCCUUCAGUCUAAGAUCGAGGAAGCAGUAGCUGUGCUUCAAGCCCAUCAGAUCUCUGAAGCAACCCACAAGAGCAGUUCAACGGCAUUUCACCCUUGACGGAAGGUGAUCCAAAGUAAUGUCGAAGUUCAAUGGAGUUUAGUGAGGCCGUAAUUUUUGUUUACAAUUCAGACUGGAAUUUAUUACAUCACUGGAUGUGUAAAUCUCAAAGACCAGUACCAGUUCCAAUACCAGUAUCACCAUUUAAACAGCAAUCAUCCUUGAAUAACUCAAAAAAUUGCAGCAAACUAUAUAAGAGUUGCAUAGAAAACUGUUCCAGAAGUGGUAUUCAGCCGGUUGGGACUGGUUUGGGCAAACCGGUAGCACCAACUGCGGGUGGGCCUGCCCACCCGCCCUGGCAUAAUACCAUCCUAUUUAGCCACGUUUUCAAAGCUGGGCGCAUGUGCGAAAGGCAUGUGUGUGAGCAAAGUUCAUGGAUGGAAGGCCGGGCACAUGCGCGGAAUGCGUGCAAGCGAAGCAAGUGUGCAGGCGUGGGGUGAACUGGUGGUAAGAAUAUGUGAAAUCCACCAUUGUGCUGCUCAUAGUGGUGCUGGCUAAUAUGUAUAUCUCGAAGAUAUUUCCUUUCUAUGACCCAUUUAAAGUUGAAUAAAAUUUUAAUUUGUAAAAUAAUACUUAUGAAUUAUUAUAUUACAUACAAUUAAUCAAACUGUGGUUUAAAGUGUAAUGUCAACUCCACCAGUGGCAUUAUCUGAUUACUUAACAGUCAAGUUAGGGAAGUUAUUA